Messenger RNA from Felis catus (domestic cat), 2474 nucleotides. RefSeq names its product tripartite motif containing 16 (gene TRIM16). Bases 476 to 2170 code for a protein of 564 amino acids. NCBI's taxonomy places the organism in Eukaryota, Metazoa, Chordata, Mammalia, Carnivora, Felidae. Gene Ontology annotation, molecular function: zinc ion binding; protein binding. The transcript is spliced from 6 exons. The record is from RefSeq and is a predicted model, not a curated record.
AAUAAAUAAACUAAAAAACAAAACAAAACAAAAUGCAAACAAAAAAUUUAACCUGUCAAGCCACGUAAAGCGACGCAGGCUUUUUACAGCAGAGCUCAGGAAUCUCUAAUUCUUUCCGGAGCAGCCACAGACACACGUGGUCUUCGGCUGAGCCCAUGGGGUUCCAAUGAUUCACGCAAGAAUAGAAGUUUUGGGGCUGGACCCGAGGAGGGGCCGGAGCCCAUGGGGAGAUGUUCUGAGUGGCCACGGGCAGCCCGAAUAACCUAGCCGCCUCGCCUCGUCAUCACGGCCCUGGCUGCCGGCCAAGCCCCGGGCAGAGUUAAUGACUAACUGGGCUUCCUCCGGGAGGGCGGAAACAGUUCAACUCCUGUGACAGCUGCAGUCAGUUAGGCGUGGUUUUCUUGUCUGACUCGGGCUGUGCAGAUCCCGGCCCGAGGGGCAGAGGAAGGACAGCCUCGCCACCAGAGUCUUCCAGAUGGCCGAGCUGGAUCUCAUGGCUCCAGGGCCACUGCCCGGGAUCAGCGCUCACCCUCUGGCCACUGUCAGCCCAGACUCUGGGUCCACCAGCCCGGCCGAAGAAGAGGACACGGGCUCCCUGGGGAGCCCCCAGGGGGAGCCAGAGGCACAGGACGGCGGCUCUGAAGGGCAGGGGGCUCCAGAUAGCGCUGCUGCUGGGGAGGAAGAGGAGGAGGAGGAGGUCCUAUGUGACUUCUGUCUCGGCACCUGCAGGGUGAAGGCGGUCAAGUCCUGCCUGACCUGCAUGGUGAACUAUUGUGAGGAGCACCUGCGGCCUCACCAGGAGAACAGCAAACUGCACAGCCACCAGCUGACCGAGCCCGUGAAGGACCGGGACCUGCGCACCUGCCCUGCCCACCGCAGCCCGCUGGUCGCCUUCUGCCGCCCCGAUGGGCAGUGCGUCUGCCAGGAGUGCGGCCAGGACGAGCACAGGGGCCACGCCUUGGUCUCCUUGGAUGCCGCCCGCAGGGACAAGGAGGCUGAACUUCGGGACACCCAGUUAGAGCUGGAACAGAAACUCAGGUUGAAUGAAAACGCCAUCACCAGGCUCCAAGCCAACCACAAAUCCGUUUUGGUGUCAGUGUCGGAGGUGAAGGCGGUGGCCGAGGAGCAGUUUGGGGAGCUGCUUGCUGCCGUGAGGAAGGCCCAGACCGACGUGAUGCUCUUCUUGGAGGAGAAGGAGCAAGCCGCCCUGAGCCAGGCCAGCGGCAUCCGGACGCAUCUGGAGCACAGGAGCGCACAGAUGGAGAGGAGGAGGCAGGAGCUGGAGAGCAUUGCCUCCAUCAGUAACACCGCCCUCUUCCUGGAGGAGUACUGCAAGUUUAAGAACACUGAGGACGGUGCCUUCCCGAGUGUUUACAUAGGACUCAAGGAUAAGCUCUCGGGCAUCCGCAAGGUCAUCACAGACUCCACUGUUCACUUAAUCCAGUUGCUACAGAACUACAAGGUCCAGCUCCAGGAUUUCUCCAAGGAAGAGGAAUAUGAUAUCAGAACUCAAGUGUCUGCCGUGGUCCAGCGCAAGUACUGGACCUCAAAACCUGAGCCCAGCACCCGGCACCAGUUCCUCCAGUAUGCAUGUGACAUCUCGUUUGACCCGGACACGGCACACAGGUAUCUCCGGCUGCAGGAGGACAAUCGCAAGGUCACCAACACCACGCCCUGGGAGCAUCCCUACCCGGACCUCCCCAGCAGGUUUGUGCACUGGCGGCAGGUGCUGUCGCAACAGAGCCUGUACCUGCACCGGUACUAUUUUGAGGUAGAGACCUCCGGGGCGGGCACCUAUGUUGGCCUCACCUGCAGAGGCAUCGACCGGAAGGGGGAUGAGCGCAACGGUUGCAUUUCUGGGAACGACUUCUCCUGGAGCCUCCACUGGAAUGGGAAGGAGUUCACAGCCUGGCACAGUGACACGGAGACCCCGCUCAAAGCCCGACCUUUCCGGAGGCUGGGGAUCUACGUCGACUUUCCGGGAGGGAUCCUGUCCUUCUACGGCGUGGAGUCUGACGCCAUGACUCUGGUUCACAAGUUUGAGUGCAAGUUUUCGGAGCCGGUCUACCCUGCCUUCUGGCUUUCCAAGAAGGAAAACGCCAUCCGGAUCAUAGAUCUGGGAGAGGAGCCCGAGAAGCCAAUGCCAACUUCAGUGCAGGCUGCUCCCUAGACUCCAGCCUCCGUCCCUCAGACUCUUACUGACCACAAAAGACGGGACAGCGGCUUGCGUCUUAAGGGUGGCCCCGGGGAUGGAAAUCUCCACCAGAGGAGAAAGGUCUCUGGCUUCUCCCUCCUGCUCCCUGCUGUGCUGUUCUCUCUGUUUGCAGUAAUCCCUAAGCACCUGCCUCCUCUUUCUCACCUUCUAGUGAUAGUCUCCUGUCUGCUCAGGUGCCUAGAUUCAGUAGCCGGGAACCUUCAGAGUGAUCCCAAAAGAUUGCAGAGUAAUCAGAAUAGAUCGCAAGCUCUGUGUUGCA